Molecule: messenger RNA, 1742 nt
Organism: Hibiscus syriacus
Lineage: Eukaryota; Viridiplantae; Streptophyta; Magnoliopsida; Malvales; Malvaceae
Product: F-box/kelch-repeat protein SKIP30-like
Exons: 2
Coding region: 546-1592 (348 amino acids)
Molecular function (GO): protein binding
Source: RefSeq, a predicted model, not a curated record
AACAUCAUGCUUGAAGCCAUGAACAAACAAAAGGCUUUAUGAAAAGCAAAAGAAAAUAUCUACUUUUACUCCAAAGUUCGUGAUACUGCCAUGCUUUGGUGGAGAAUUCUUCCAUGGUGAUUUCAGUUUCCUUUCAGAGUCUUAUGGAGCAUUUUCUCCUUCAUUGUAGGAAAAUUUUUACAUUAGAUGUCUAGUUUUGUUUCACCUUCAUAUAAUGCAUGAUUGCUAUUUUCCCCCUCCUUUUGUUGGCAUUGGUGACAUUGACUGACAAUUUGAUUUUCAAUGAUGUCAUUGAUGCUAAUCCCCCUUUCCUUAAAAAAAACGAUGAUAAUUGUGCUGCAAAUGCUGCCGAAUACAAUUAUAGUGAUUCUAUUUUCAUCAUGAUUCAACUGGCCUUUGAUGAAUGUAUUACUUCUGAAGUCCAAAACUAUUCAUUUGGUUCUUACACACAAGUUCCAAAUUUGCUCUUUCAGAUUGCAUAUUCCACUGCUGUGGUUUAUAUAGCAAAACUUUGUCAGUGAAGAACGGUUGGGUUAGAUGUCACCAUGGUUAUUAUGUCUGGACUAAUUGAAGGCCUUCCGGAUGCUGUUGCCCUUAGGUGCAUAGCACAAGUUCCCUUCUACCUAUAUCCUAAGUUGGAGCUUGUUUCUCAUGCAUGGAGAGCUGCCAUUCGUAGCUCUGAGCUGUUCAAAGCUCGACAAGAGGUUGGCUCGGCAGAGGAACUUCUUUGUGUGUGUGCAUAUGAUCCAGAGAAUUUAUGGCAGCUGUAUGAUCCCAUCCACGACCUUUGGAUUACUCUUCCUGUCCUUCCCUCGAGGGUCAGGCACCUUGCCUACUUUGGUGUGGUCUCAACUGGUGGAAAGCUGUUUGUGCUCGGUGGUGGAAGUGAUGAUGUUGACCCAUUGACUGGUGACCAAGAUGGGAGUUUUGCAACUGAUGAAGUCUGGUCAUAUGACCCUAUAAUGCGUCGGUGGGCUCAAUGUGCAUCCAUGAUCUUACCUCGUGCCAUGUUUGCAUGCUGUGUUUUGAAGGGAAAGAUCAUUGUUGCUGGCGGUUUCACCAACUGCAGAGAAUCUAUAUCUCAAGCAGAAAUGUAUGAUCCCGAGAAGGAUGUCUGGACUCCAAUACCCGAUCUCCACUGCACUCACAAUUCAGCAUGCUCCGGAUUCGUAAUCGGAGGGAAGUUGCAUGUCUUGCACAAGGGGUUGUCGACAGUGCAAGUCCUGGACCAACUAGGUUCUGGGUGGACAGUAGAAGAUUAUGGUUGGCUCCAGGGUCCAAUGGCAGUAGCACAGGGAGCCCUGUACGUGAUGAGCCAUGGACUCAUUGUCAAGCAGGAAAAAGCAGCUAGCAAGGUAGUGGUUUCUGCUUCCGAGUUUCGUAGGAGAAUCGGGUUUGCAAUGACAGGACUAAGAGAUGAAGUAUACGUGAUUGGAGGGGUAAUUGGCCCCGAACGAUUUAACUGGGAUAUCAAACCAAUGUCCGAUGUUGAUAUCUUUACUGUUGGGGGCGAUAGACCUACAUGGCGUCAGGCAGCUCCAAUGACAAAGUGCCGAGGAACAAUUUUCGGUUGCACGCAGCUAAGAAUUUAGGUGUUGGUUGUAUGGUGAAAAGUGAACCAUUAUGUUGAGGCAUUUCAAUUCCUCUUAUUGGAGACGAUAAAUGAUUUAGCUUUCGUGUCUUUGGUCUUGGUUUUCCUCCAUUUUUACUAUUAUUUUCAAGAGGGGAUGUUCCUUUCGAAA